Messenger RNA from Recurvomyces mirabilis, 933 nucleotides. RefSeq lists its product as uncharacterized. The record is from RefSeq and is a predicted model, not a curated record. The transcript is spliced from 2 exons. Bases 1 to 933 code for a protein of 310 amino acids. NCBI's taxonomy places the organism in Eukaryota, Fungi, Ascomycota, Dothideomycetes, Mycosphaerellales, Teratosphaeriaceae.
AUGGCCGACAAAUACAUGCUCAAGGUCACGGCUGGUCCCGACUACGAAAAUCAAAAACCGAUCUCGAUCAAUAGCGAGGAACACACUCGAAUCAUAUCCAACCACCUGACUGCAAACCUCACCGUCCGCAUCCAAAAUUUCCGUGGUCUCGAUGCCACUGGCAAGCUCUCAACUCAAAAGACAAGCCCCUACUUCUCCCAACCACCACAUCAACAUGAUCUCUACAGUGUUCAAUUCAGCUUCACACCAAAGGAGGAUAUGAACGGGAAUGACUUGGUAUUUGGAAACGACUUCGAUCACCCGAUAAGAGACAAACUACCUCCUGGCUUCCAACAGGCAUUCAACAUCGUGAAAUGGUUCAUAGAUCCGGGCUUAUACGCUGAUGUGCAUGCGGAUGAACCAUACCUUUACGGGCCGCUACUGAGUUCUAUGAACGUUUGGCGCGUGGGACCAAAAGACGAUAAAGCACAAGAGAAGCUGGAAGAAGAGCGAGCCAACACAUCAUCGGACUCACCACAGAUAUUACACGAAGGUGGCGAUGGAGAUGGAGAGGACUACAGGCAUGAGUUUAAGAUCCCGGAUGAUGGGGCGGCGAGGAAGAAGUUCUUUUUGACGGAACAGCAUCUGAAGGACUUCAAAUUUGAGAAGGGAAGGAGUUACGAGAACGAUUUCUUCAAUCCUUAUUUGGAUUUCAAUGAUUUCGCUCUGAGGUUGCCUGGGUUUGCGGUCAUCCCUGGGAUCACUAUUCCAAUAAUUAGCUACUGGGAUGGGCAGCCGCUUCGAUAUGUUAUGAAGAACCGGAAGACGGAUCAGCCGCUCAUGGUACUGGUGUUCACGUUGGUGCCGAAGGACGAUGUCAGUGGUGAGAGUGAUGAUCCUGGGGAGAAGGAAGGUGCUGCUGGUGGUCAGGAUGGUGACGAUGAUGUGGAUUGA